ACAGAUACCUGAAUUAUGAUACUGCUUGGAACUGAAAGACAGGAAGAUUCCACCUUCUGGAGCACAGAUAUUAUGGAUUCAAAUUCCAACACUGUGGUGGUGACUGGUUUUGGUCCCUUCAGACAAUACCUGGUUAAUUCUAGCUGGGAAGCAGUGAAGGAGCUGUCCAAGAGAGGCCUUGGUGAAAACAUUGAUCUCCGGAUCAUGCAGCUGCCAGUGGUUUACCAAAAAGCAAAGGAGCAAGUCUGCAAGAUAUGGACAACUCUUCAGCCACUGCUUACAGUUCACGUUGGGCUGGCUCCGUCCACCACAGCACUCAUCAUCCUGGAGCAGUGUGGGAAGAACAAAGGCUACCAGGAGAGGGAUGCUCGUGGCUUUCACCCAGAAGGUGCCUGCUGCGUGCUAGGUGGCCCAGAAAAGAUUGAAUCUACAAUUAAUAUGAAGACUCUCCGGAAAAACGUCUCAGUGGAAGGGAUUGAUAUCAUCCUUUCCAGAGAUGCAGGAAGGUACAUCUGUGAUUACACCUACUACACUUCUCUGUAUUAUGGCAAUGGAAGAGCUGCUUUCAUCCACGUCCCUCCAUUAUCUGAGUUGGUAACAGCAGAAUUUCUCGGAAAAGCAUUACAAACCAUUAUCUUAGCAAUGUUAGAACAGUGUGGGGAACAAAGAGAGAUGGAUCACAGAGGGAAAAAAUGAGGAUUUCUUAGAAUGCAAUUCCUUACCUGUGAAAUG
Messenger RNA from Melospiza georgiana, 732 nucleotides. It is a transcript of the gene PGPEP1L, whose product is annotated as pyroglutamyl-peptidase I like. Lineage: Eukaryota; Metazoa; Chordata; Aves; Passeriformes; Passerellidae. Gene Ontology annotation, biological process: proteolysis. Gene Ontology annotation, cellular component: cytosol. Gene Ontology annotation, molecular function: pyroglutamyl-peptidase activity. The coding region runs from base 16 to 696 and encodes 226 amino acids. The record is from RefSeq and is a predicted model, not a curated record. The transcript is spliced from 5 exons.